CGAUCUCGUCGAUUGGUGCUGGGGCUACACGAAGUGCGUAGAGGCCUCCUCAACAAGAAGAUUCGUUUACUGGUUAUCGCGACUGACCUCGAGGGAUGCGAGGCGGUAGCGCAAGAAAUCGCAGAAAUAGUAGCGAUCGCGGCGGAGCAGGAAGUUCCUAUGCUUUCUCCAAUGAACAGACGGAAAUUGGGGCGGACUCUGCAGAAGAAGGUGCGUGUGAGCUGUGUUGGGGUGUAUUCCGUCGAUGGAGCGAACGAUCUUUUCCAGAAGAUACUGCGAAGUAUGACAACCAACUAG
Messenger RNA from Phytophthora sojae, 297 nucleotides. RefSeq lists its product as hypothetical. Gene Ontology annotation, molecular function: ribonucleoprotein complex binding; selenocysteine insertion sequence binding; mRNA 3'-UTR binding. The transcript has a single exon. Gene Ontology annotation, cellular component: ribonucleoprotein complex. The record is from RefSeq and is a predicted model, not a curated record. The annotation marks the transcript as partial. NCBI's taxonomy places the organism in Eukaryota, Oomycota, Peronosporomycetes, Peronosporales, Peronosporaceae. Gene Ontology annotation, biological process: selenocysteine incorporation.